This is a messenger RNA of Sporisorium graminicola, 252 nucleotides long. RefSeq lists its product as uncharacterized. Lineage: Eukaryota; Fungi; Basidiomycota; Ustilaginomycetes; Ustilaginales; Ustilaginaceae. The coding region runs from base 1 to 252 and encodes 83 amino acids. The transcript has a single exon. The record is from RefSeq and is a predicted model, not a curated record.
AUGGCGUCUCACCUCCUCUCAGCUGCGCUCGGCGUUAUCGAUCCCGCAUGGUCAAACAUGCUGAUCAAGAUCAGCUACGACCCGAUCAGCGCGACAAUGCAUCAUCGCGAUCUAGCACUCGCGCUCAAGCUCACCUUCCAACCAAACGUCUCGCCUGAUGCAAUCACAACUCCUCUUGACUCGAUCGUGUUCGUGGGCAUCAAGUUUGGGUCGCACACAGUCACCAUUGCGAUCCUCGAAACUCAAGCAUAG